AUGCCGUCCGCCUGGUUCUUUCUCAUGUUUUUUGCCGGAGCUAUUCGACUGGCUGGGCCAUUCGUCACGAUGAUUUAUAGCAUGAUCACUGGUGACAUGCUCACCUUCGCCAUCAUUUAUUCCAUCAUGCUCCUGGCCUUCUCUCAGGUCUUCUUCUGUCUUCACCGCGGACAUCCCGAUAAAACUCUGUUUAGCAACUUUUUAUCAACCUGGAUGGCACAACUCACUGCAAAUGCGGUCUACCCGGCGGUGACAACCACCGUCUUUGUCAUUUUCAUGAUUAUGGUUUCGAUAUUGCUGUUGAACAUGUUGAUCGCUAUGAUGGGUAACACCUACGCCCUGGUCAUUCAGCAGAGUGAGAAAGAAUGGGUGAAACAGUGGGCAAAGAUCGUCAUCACCCUGGAAUACGUGCAGAAAUACGUGACCCUCUAA
Daphnia pulicaria is the source of this 432-nucleotide messenger RNA. Its product is annotated as transient receptor potential cation channel subfamily V member 5-like. Gene Ontology annotation, biological process: calcium ion import across plasma membrane. The transcript has 2 exons. The coding region runs from base 1 to 432 and encodes 143 amino acids. Gene Ontology annotation, molecular function: calcium channel activity. The record is from RefSeq and is a predicted model, not a curated record. Gene Ontology annotation, cellular component: membrane. NCBI's taxonomy places the organism in Eukaryota, Metazoa, Arthropoda, Branchiopoda, Diplostraca, Daphniidae.